Molecule: messenger RNA, 1030 nt
Organism: Drosophila mojavensis
Lineage: Eukaryota; Metazoa; Arthropoda; Insecta; Diptera; Drosophilidae
Exons: 1
Coding region: 82-561 (159 amino acids)
Source: RefSeq, a predicted model, not a curated record
AUUUAGUCUUUUACAGUUAUUUUCACUUAACAAGUGAUCUUAGUUCGCACUCGUGUUUUAAUUGCAAUUUUCUGUAGAGCAAUGGCCGCAUUAGAAGAAAAAUAUACAAAGUAUCUAGAUGAAAGCGGCAUAUUGCCGCGCCUACUCGAAAUCUUGGAGAAAUUGGUGGAUUUGGAUCCACUGCCCGCGGAUCCGCUUAUGGAAAUUCUGGAUGCACUCGGCUGCCAGCUCAUACCGCAGGCUCAAAUGAAGUCGUUGGAAAGGAAGGUAUCGCGCGCACAGGAUGAGCUGCGCUAUCUGCGUCGUGUGCUGAUCGAGCUUGGUGGCCACGACGAGCUGUACGACAGCGACACGGACGAGGACGAAUAUGUGGGUCAGGUUACCGAGAUGGGAGUUACGCCGCUUUACUCGCCCAACACUUCUAGCGAGGACGACAGCUCGACAUCCCAGUAUAUUUUGGAGGCAUCAAUUUCUGUCAGCGAGCAGCAGCAGCAGCAACACGAGCAGGAGCAAGAGCCCUGUUGCAGCCAUGAUCUCCGGAUAAAUGCGCAUCAUUUCUAGAUGAAUCCACUUAUGUAUCGAGUACAUAUAGACAAAUUAUAAUGUAUGCAUAUAUACAUGCAUACUUUUAACUUAACUUUAACUUUUAACUGCGCUAACAGUAUCUCAAAAUUUACAUUUCUUCAUAUUUUAUUAGAGAAAUUCAUUUAACUAUUUGAUUAGUUCAGACAGCGCUAGAUCGUUGCACAUUAUGUAAACCUAUAUUAAUAUCUUGUUAUAUCGGUAUUAAUAUCCAAAAGACCAUGCAAGAACAUGGCGUAUCGUUAAAAAUCGAAUAUAUGUAUUUAGAGUGUCAAAUACAUUUAUUCACAUUUCUUCAAGUUUCAAAUUAUUGCCUAGAGCUUGAUAUCAUGUCAGAAUAUUUAAUAAUAUAUACACAUAAUAAUUACUUGCGUGGAAGUUCUUCGAACUGAAAUAUAUAUAAUAUAUAUAUAUGAAUAUUGAAUUAAUAAAAUCGAAAAUAAUAAAC